CCUGCUAGUGGGGGAGGUUAUAAACACUAGCACAUGUUGGCACAUGUCGAUAUGUUAUUCGUGACCCUGCUAGUGGGGGAGGUUAUAAACGCUAGCACAUGUCGACAUGUAGUGAUAGAGCCGGUUCGUUCAACCCAGCUAGUGGGGGUUAUACACCAGCAAAUAAUGGCCCUGCUAGUGGGGAUUAUACACUAGCCGUGACCUAUAGAGGAGACGUCUAUUUCGUUCCCGUACUGUAUCCGUUUUGCGUGAUUGCACAUGAAGUGAAACCGAGGACGGGGAAACCACAGGAAGUGACGAAGUGUGAUAUGAUAAGUUCCGAGCCUUGUGCACUUGUGGGACCCGUCUCACGAGUGUACGGCGUUUGCCACGUCCCCGAAUUUGGAACUCCUCAACAAAAUGGGGUGGUUGAACGGAAAAAUCGUACUAUUGAGGAAAUGGCAAGGACUAUGAUUUGUGAGAAUGAUUUGCCAAAAUCCUUUUGGGCCGAAGCCGUUGCAACCUCUUGUUAUUUGUUGAACAGAGUUAUGGUGAGGCCUAUUCUUAAUAAAACCCCUUAUGAAAUUUACAAAGGAGGAAAACCUAAGAUUUCCUACUUUAGAGCUUUUGGUUGUAAAUGCUUUGUCUUGAACAAUGGAAAAGACUCUCUUGGAAAAUUUGAUUCUAAAAGUGAUGAAGGCAUCUUUGUUGGAUACUCUACUUCUAGUAAAGCUUACCGUGUGUAUAAUAAACGUACCAAAGUUGUUGAGGAAUCUAUUCAUGUGAUAUUUGAUGAGACUAACCCCAUUUGCUCUAGAAAGUCUUGUAAUGAUGAUGAUGUAGAUGCCAUUGGAAAACAAAUAAAAGAUAUAAAUCUCAAGGAAGACAACACCAAGGAAGCUCAAGAUGAGAAAAAUGAGGAGGACAAACAUGAAGAAGUGCAACAAACACAUGAGCUAAGAGAACCAACUUUCCCAAGAGAAAGAUCCUAUGUCAAAGGGGGAGUUUAUUGGUUGAUGAUCGUAUUCAUGUCUUUGGUUGUCUAUGGUGCUAUAUUGAUGAUGAUUGAUGAUUAUAUUCAUUACAUAUUCUUGAUGCUUUAAAGGUUGAUAGCAUGAAUUAAGGGGGAGCAUUUUGUGCUUAAAUUACUUUUCUUAAUGGUUAUCAUGCUUAAAUGCUUUAAAGAUUGAUUUGCAUGAAUUAAGGGGGAGUUUGUUGAUUAUGUGCUUUUUGAUGAAUGACAAAAAGGGGGAGAGAAUAUGCUGAAUUUAAAGUCAUUUUCUAAAGUACCUUGUGCUGAAAUUCUAGUUAAUAUUGAAGUAUAUAUGUGCUUUCAUUAAUUAAUUCUCAAAGUGUUUUGUCAUCAUCAAAAAGGGGGAGAUUGUUGUACCUAUGAUUUUGAUGAUUACAAAACACAUUUGAAUGACUAAUUGGUUUAUUUAAGUGUCUAGUUAAGUUGCUAAAAGAUUGCAAGUAAACUUAGAUUGCACUA
Molecule: messenger RNA, 1471 nt
Organism: Rubroshorea leprosula
Lineage: Eukaryota; Viridiplantae; Streptophyta; Magnoliopsida; Malvales; Dipterocarpaceae
Source: the annotation of a GenBank genome assembly